Molecule: messenger RNA, 740 nt
Organism: Tripterygium wilfordii
Lineage: Eukaryota; Viridiplantae; Streptophyta; Magnoliopsida; Celastrales; Celastraceae
Exons: 2
Coding region: 157-540 (127 amino acids)
Cellular component (GO): NatC complex
Source: RefSeq, a predicted model, not a curated record
UUUUUUAUAUCACACUAUCAAAUAAUCAAUAUGCCGUAUGCAAAAACGUUGGCGUAUAUCAGGUGGUGUUAAUUUGCAAAAGCAGAGUCGCAGAAUCGCCUCACCUAAACCCUAGCCGCCUCCGCCUACGCCAAAAUCGGCAGCAGGUUCACUGGCAUGGAACAAGGAGCAGAGAGCUCUUCAAGUCAGAUGGAGAUCUCAGAUGGGUCUAAAUCUACCAAAUUAGAUCCUGUAACUAGGGUAAAGAAGCUGCUGUUUCGCCGAAUGCUGGUGGGAAUUAAAGAUGGAAGGUUUUUCUUGGGUAACUUUUACUGUAUUGACAAGCAAGGAAACAUCAUUCUCCAAGAUGCAGUAGAGUAUCGUAGUACUCAACGAUCCUCGCCUUCUCCAGUGGAACAGCGAUGUCUUGGUCUCAUUCUCAUUCCUUCCUCGUGCCGAACAUCUUGUCACGUGGAUUGCUCCAUUGAAGAGAAAUUGUCACUGCUAAUGAUUCAGGAUAACAGUUCAACCUCGGACUUUCCUGCUAGUGUUGUUGCAUAGAAAUGAUUUAGUUGUUUUGGUUUCAGGGAUGUGAAAAAUCAUCGUUGCUUUUGGUGUUGUGUGGUGUGCCAUAGAGAUGUAUAUUGAAAGAUGUAAUGAUGAGAGAGUUUAAUUUGAUGCAACCAAUAGUUUCUCCCGUCUGAUGAUGCUAAUUCUUGGGUAAAAACACUUAUGGGACUUAAAUUCACGACCUCUUGUUU